AUGGGCGUCUCCUCCCCUUCCCUCUUGAUAUGCUCCCUCCUCCGGUUCUCCUUGGUCCUCGUCGCCGGCUUUGCGCUGGUUUUGUGCGAAGAUGGCGGCUCCUCUUCGUUCUCCUUCCAGACGUUUUCCGAACCAGACAUCGCCCUCUACGGGGACGCCAAGGUCGUCAACUCGACGGUGAGAAUCGCCGGACCCAGGACGCUGCGGAGCGAGGGAAGAGUCAUGUACGGGAGGAGGCUGGCCUUCGGGAGGAGGCCGAGCUUCUCGACGUACUUCUCCUUCUCCAUCUCUCCCGGCGGAGGCAAAGGGCCCGGGCUUGGGCUCGCCUUUUUCGUGGCUCCGAGCAAUCUUCGUCAAGAAUCUCUCGACGGUCGCCUCCUCGUCGCCUCCCCCGGCGUCCUGUCAGUCGAGUUCGUCGAGUCCCCAGAUUGCGGCGUCAGGGUUCAUCUCGGCGCCGGAGUACCCAGCAAGAUGGCCAACGUCUCCAAGGUCAAUGUGGCCCUCGACGACGGUGAGAAGCUGCAGACCUGGAUCGACUACGGCGGAGAAUCCAAGAUUCUGGAGGUGAAGUUGAGCAAAUACGGAUCCUCAAAGCCCUCGGAGGCGCUGGUCUCUUACCCAGUGGACCUCUCGGCCUUGAUCUGGAAGAGCGCCAUGUCCGUCGGCGUCGUCGGCUCCUCCGGCGGAAACUCGGCGACCACGACGACGCUCUACUGCUGGACUUUCUGGUUGAAGCACGCGGCGGCGUACAGGAUGCACUCUGAUCCCUUGGACCCCGAGGAGGGGCUCUCCUCCAAUCCGCCGGAGAAGGUGGCUCACCAGCCGGCGCGGCCCAGAGCCGACGACGGCUAUCUUCCCGGGCUGCUCACCGGCCUCUUUCUCGGCGUUGCUUGCGGCGCUGUCGUCACCUUUGUCGCCGUCGCCUUCGUCUGGGCUGCCUUCGCCGGGCGGCGCCGCCACCCCGUGGCUCCCGUCGAGUACCCCGGAGCCGGAAAGAAGGCCACCACCGUCGGCGAUGGCGGUGCCGGCGAGGAUAGUUAG
Spirodela intermedia is the source of this 1041-nucleotide messenger RNA. NCBI's taxonomy places the organism in Eukaryota, Viridiplantae, Streptophyta, Magnoliopsida, Alismatales, Araceae. The record is from the annotation of a GenBank genome assembly.